Molecule: messenger RNA, 606 nt
Organism: Mytilus trossulus (common blue mussel)
Lineage: Eukaryota; Metazoa; Mollusca; Bivalvia; Mytilida; Mytilidae
Product: universal stress protein YxiE-like
Exons: 4
Coding region: 12-566 (184 amino acids)
Source: RefSeq, a predicted model, not a curated record
UUUGGUGUCACAUGUUGCGUGUCUCAGUAAAAUCACGUGACGCGUUAAAAAGUUUUGAAUUAUUCAGCGGAAAAAAGGAAUCAAUUUCAAAACAGAAGAUGGAGGGACAGAGCUCUGUUGAGAAGAGGGUAAUUGUUGUGGCAAUGGAUGGCAGUACUGAAGCAGAAUCAGCAUUGCUGUGGUUCGCAAACAAUAUUUACAAGAAGGGAGACGAAGUUGUAGUUGUUCAUUGUUUACACCACACAGCUCAUUAUACCAUGGGAUCAGUUUGGGCCCCUGUUGACGCACAGGCUGUUGCAAGGGCGUUUGAAGAAGAAAGUAAACAUGCAACAAAAGUGUGUAGCCAGCUUACAGAUUUACUACAUAAAUAUGAGAUUGUCGGUAAAGUCAUGCAACUUCAAGGGGACCCUGGACAUCAAAUAGUUACAACAGCAGAGGAGUGCCGAGCAUCAUUUAUUGUCGUAGGGUGUCGGGGGAUAGGAGUUAUCAGGCGGACAGUUUUAGGAAGUGUCAGUGACUAUAUUGUACAUCAUUCCAAUAUUCCCGUUCUUGUGUAUCGUCAUUAGAUUUAUCUGUAUUUUCAAUAAAUGUCCAUUGAUACACGUA